Messenger RNA from Xyrichtys novacula (pearly razorfish), 13633 nucleotides. Lineage: Eukaryota; Metazoa; Chordata; Actinopteri; Labriformes; Labridae. The record is from the annotation of a GenBank genome assembly.
AUGGCGGUGCCUCGUCGCUCUUCGCAGCAGCAACAACAACAGAAUACUUUACAGUCCCCGCCGAGGAACAGCUCGAUUUCGGGCGCACCUCCGGCCUCCCCGCCGAUGGCUUUACUGACCUCGGCCGUCGGAGCCCCGGAGAACGAGCGGGAAUGCAGCGGAGGGAUCGAGAUGGCCCUGGCCUCCCCGGACCUCCCAGCCCCGGUCCUGGCGAGCAGCGCCAGCUUCAGUACGACGACCUCCGGCGGCGGCAGCAGCAGCGUCUCCAGCCCGGGCUCCGGAGCUACGAGUCCCACUGACGGGAGCAGCGGCAUUGGCGGGGCGUUCAGGGAGCUGUUCGAGGCCUGUCGUAACGGAGAUGUGUCCCGAGUGAAGAGACUUGUCGACUCGGUGAAUGUAAACGCGAAGGACAUGGCUGGUCGGAAAUCUACCCCCCUUCAUUUCGCUGCGGGUACAGACGAGCUAAGCUAAUAACACAACAGCAGCGCAGAUACUGUAUUUUUUCUGCUUUAUCUACUAAACCGGGGAAAGUAGCUUUGUUAAACCGUAUUAUGAUGACAUUUUGAUGUUUCACCUAAAGUAUAGUUGUAUAAAAUUAGACUUAAGUGUAAUAUUAUUAGAUUAUAUCACACCUGGUUUUGUAAUUUAGCAUUUUAUGCUAAUAAGCUAAACUGACGUCCUCCAAUCUGAUUUAAAUGUCAAUAUAUCCUGAGGUAACCCUCAAACAAACAACAAAAUAAGAGGUAUAAAACUCAGUCUUAUACAUCUGGGAUAACAGUAAAAAAAUAUAUAAAUGUACAUAAUGAGCAUCACUUGUAUUUUAGCGCAGGUCUUCUAUGUUUAUUUACCAUUAUUAUGAGAGUAUUUUACUGUCAUUUUGGCUCAAUCACUGCUAAAAUGUUUCUUAACCCUAGAAUAUUAUUGCUAAAAUUGUAACACCAUUACUAUCAGGUGAUUCCUACCCUGAAUAAUAUACCCAAGGAAAUGUACUUGUUAUCAAAAUAUAUCAAAAUACAUGACAGAUUAAAGUAGUUUUCUUUUUAUUGUUAACUGUGCAAUGUCCAAAGGGAGGAAAAGUGCCAUGAGGGGACCAUAUCAAAAUGCAACAAAAUAACUGAAAUUGGGCAUUCAUGUACUAAAAAAUAUAUGUAUAUAAACUGUAAACUUAGUUUCUUUUCCACCCAUUCUUGGGGCAUGUAAAUCUUCCGUGGUGAUGACUCAGGGUCCUCGGCACAAUAACAGCUGCAGGAGAGAGAACUAAAAUAUGGCAGAUUUUGAGUGAGUAAAAAUGAAUAGCUGACUAAAAUAUUUCUUAUCACCAUAUGAAUUCCCUUAAGAUUACUACUUUGUGAUAAUCAAGAUAGCACGCAAAUUCCAGGACCGCUCUUACUGACCUUAUUCGCCUACAUGCAGCUAUCAAAUCCACCCAAACCUACUUUACCCUCUAUCACUAUCACUGGGUGAAAAUCACCCUGUGAACACGUGCCUGUAGGAAAAAGCAGGUUUUGGAUCAGGGAAACAAAUAUGCCUUCAAUUAUGUCAAAUGUUCAAUGAAGCUACCCAGAGACCCAUGAUACUCAAACACAACAUCAUGAAAAUCACGAUAGUGUUCUAGGGUUAAAACUAGGGUUGCAGUGUGUCAGUGUGAACUGAAGAGUAGUAAGAUAUACUCCUUUAGAGUAUUUACUGUUAAACUUUAAAACUUAGACAUGGAGAAUGUGUCGUAAUAAUACUAACAACAAUAAUAAUAUCUUUGUACUUUUUAUGCAAAGAUGCAGCCUGAUGUGUUACUCUAAGAAAACUUAUGUACAGCUUCUAAAAUUAAUCAUUAGUGAAUAUUUUUGCGGUGUCUCCUCAUCGGUGUCGCAACCUUAAGUCAUGUAGGGAGGGAUUCACAUGCCAAACAUAAGGACUAAAAAUGGAUGCAAAUUUGGCAAGCAAAACUUUCUUGAUGUGUAAUUUUGGCUUUAUGCAUCUUGAAAUAAGAUCCUCAUUCAGAUCUGUCAGCCCAGUGUCGCUUGAAUUAGUUGUAACAAGAUAUUCUGGCAAGACAAAGUACUUGGUAGGAUUAGAGUUUUCAGCAGUAUAGAUAUCGUAUCAGAUGGUUGUCAUGCAGCUGAGGUAAAGUUUGUAUGUUUCAUCCUUAUUUUAGCUGAUACAGUGUUAAAUGUGUUUAAGUACAGUACUUUAAACAGAAAAUACUUGAGUAAAAGGAAAGUAGGGAUUUUAAAAACUAAUCAAAUAGUACAAGCACACAAAAAUAAGUACUCAGUAACAUCAAUAAUUAAUGAGUUACCUUCCACCUCUGGAUAAUAGCUAUAUAUUUGUGUUGUCUUAUAUUUAUAGCAGUUUAAAUUAUAACUAUAUAAAUCUUAUUUUUAAGUAUUUUAAGGUGGUAUAGCAGGGUGGUUGUAGUGUACCUGCACCUCAUUUAAGCAGUUAUAGAGGGACAAACGUUAAAUUUGUUUGACUGUUACAGUUAUCAUUAUCACAGUCUGAGUUUUUGCAGUGAAUUCAACACAGGAACACCAAACUGUGAAUAUUUUUAAAUAAACAAGCCCCGCGAACUGUGGGUUAUGGCUAAUAUGCACAUGAGUUUUUCCAAAUAUGACGGAGCCCUGACUUAAACUUCUUUCAGGGUUUGGCAGAAAAGAUGUGGUGGAGCACCUCUUGCAGACAGGGGCCAAUGUUCAUGCCAGGGACGAUGGAGGACUCAUCCCCCUGCAUAACGCCUGCUCUUUUGGACACGCAGAAGUUGUCAGUCUCCUCUUGUGUCAAGGCGCUGACCCCAACGCCAGAGACAACUGGAACUACACGCCGCUACAUGAAGCUGCCAUCAAGGGAAAGAUAGACGUGUGCAUCGGUGAGGAUCUCUGUUGAUUACAUUCACAUUUUUCAAGACUAAUUUGUUAUUAUUUACAGCUUGUGUUUUUAAAGUGUUGGAAAACUUGAUGUAAUUGUCUGAGAGGUGAUCUGUUUACAGACCUCUGUUCUGUGUUAUCAACUUAGUUGUUUUUUUUGAUACAAUCAGCAGCUCACUGUUUGACUGUGAGAAUGAUUCAGAUAGUUGAACAGUUAAAGCAUGUUUUUGUUUCCUCUGGACUUCUCUCACUCAGUUUUACUUCAACAUGGAGCUGAUCCAAACAUUCGCAACACCGACGGGAAAUCUGCUUUGGAUUUAGCUGACCCCUCAGCCAAGGCUGUUCUCACUGGUCAGUCCCUCUUAACUGCUUUGCCGUCACGUUUACACUUCAGACAUUAAGCCACUGCUCCAAUGACACACAAUUCUGUGCUUGUAGAGAUGCAACAAAUUCACAUUUGACCAGGCGUUUUGGAACACCUCAUUGGGCUGAAUAUGAUUAUAGGUUUGCCUGACCCCCUGCUGCAUUUGAUUCUAUGUUUUGUAGGUUUUGUCAUUGAGUAAGGGCACAAAUAGCUGCAGCAGGGUGCUUUGUCAGCGAGCUAAGGCCAUCUCUGUUUACACCCCAAUGUUUGCACACAGACUUAGAGUUGAAACUGAAAAAACAAUUCUAGAGGUCCCCAGACACCCAUUUACUAAACAAACACCUGCAAUCAUAGCGAGCACACCUUAAAAAUACACCACGAGCUAAAUUGAACGUUAGGAGCGGGCAUGCCCAGCCUUAAUCUGAUGUUUUUUUUUCCUCCAGGUGAAUACAAGAAGGAUGAACUCUUGGAAGCAGCAAGGUAAGUGUCACGUGUGACGGUUCGUGCACAUUUCUCCUGAAGCCUGGAGACAAACUGCUUCAUUUCAGUUCCCUUUUUUUUUGCUUGUGCAAGAGUAAAAAGUUCAUGAAGCAGGAAAAAUCUGCUUCAAUAUGCACGUGUUUUCAAACUCUUAGAAGAAGCCAGUGUGACUAUUUUCUGAGACUCAAACUUGGUUCUCAGUUUCAUCCAGUAACGCGUUCAAUCACCCAUGGCAGCCUGUGAAAUGACAUUUAGAUUAUGGAGUAGCGGUUCUGACUGGAGGAAUACUUAAUGACUCUAGACUUUUCAACCGUGUAAUUACAGGAGUGGAAAUGAAGAGAAGCUGAUGGCACUGCUAACUCCUUUGAAUGUUAACUGCCACGCCAGCGAUGGACGCAAGGUAAAUAAUUCACACCAUCCCACACCUCAGUGAAAUGUUAUUGCACCUUUUUUUCUUCAUGUGUGCAGGGCAGCACGAUCAAACUUCAUGUAAAAAGCCUCUUGACCAGAACAGCGAGAAGGUCUCUGAGUCAGAUGAUUUUUAAGCAGACAAAUAAACCCAACAGUUUUAUUGUGGCUGGAUUAGUCAGAGGAUUAAUGUCAUUGGUUUUGUGGGAGGGUGUUAAAUGUGGACCACUUUGGACCUACCUCUGUUUCCAAUAAUUCAUGCAUGAAUCUCAUCAAGCCAUCGUGUCGACUCUGUUUUAACAUCUAAGCCUUCACUCUGUCAGCUAAUAUUCAGGUCUGUGGUUUCUCCUCGUCUCCUUUUUUUAUUUUUCAUAAAUGUGGGUCUUGUUUGUCGGGCUUGGGCGAGUUAACUCAGCAUUACUUUUUGUAACCAAAUCAGGAAAACAUAAUCCAUAAUCCCAUAAUCACGUUUUUCUGUCCCAAUCUGGUGUAAAAGUGAUUUCUAAUGUCGAAGUGUGCCUACAGUUCGCACUCUGUCGAGAUUAUAACGUAGAAUUUUGUGUUUAUUUUGUGAUAUUUUCAUUUUUCUCCUGUUGGUGGAUUGGAUUAGAGGGAUAGUAAUACUCAGACACGUUUUGUGUUCAGGAUCAUGAGGCGCUGGUGGAUUUAUUCCGUCUGUUUUUGAGUGUGGGUGUUUUCCUUUUUGGUGCAUUUCUGUCUUUUUUUAGGUCGCUUUCACACCAGAGCUGUUUGGUCCGCUUUAAACGGACCAGAGUUCGUUUCCUCGGUUAGUCCGCUUCGUUUCGGCAGGUGUAAAAGCUCAUCUGAACUCUGGUGCAGACCAAACAAGCGAACUCUGGUCCGCCUGAAAACGUGGGUCUCGGUUCGCUUGCCAGUGAACCCUGGUUCAGUUCGUGUGCAGUGUGAAAGCUCACCGGACCAAACACAGGACCAAUUGUACAUAAUGACGCUAUACACAGUGCAAACGCAGUGCAUCUUGGGUAGAUGAAGCACAGCGUCCCCUGUUGCUAUGGCAACAAGUGACCGCCGACAUUAGCAGUUGCUAGCUAGCUUAGCUCAAUUGUCUGAACAACAAUAACCCAUAAAUUCACAAUUUGGCAUAUUUAAACAAAAUCAUAUCACGGCUACCAACAGUCACAGUCCUUAAACUCUGAGCUCAUAUGUUGUAACAUCUUAGAUCGUCAAAGUUAGAAAAAUAACAGGAUCAAUCCCUGACAAGCUACGAUACCAUUAUAGGAACAGUUGCGUUCACCAACGUUGUAGCAUUCCAUAAAAUAAUGUGACGAAACACGAUACAAGACGGCUAGUCCACCCCUGUUUGUUAUCCGUGAGGCUACAUACUCCUCCUGCUUGGUCCAAUCGACGAGCGCUCCUUUCAACCACGUGAUGCUGCUCGGAUAGUUCGGUGCGCUUUAGAAAUCACAGUGUGAAAGCAGAACCGAAACAAGUGAUAAAUUCAACAAUGUUGCAACUUUCAGCUCCCCGAACGAGCCGAGUCCACUUGGUCAGGUGUGAAAGCGACCUUAUUCUGACAUGCUGUUUCCUCAACUACAAGCUUUUUUAAAUGUUGUAAUAACCUUCCUCACAGUGCCAUCCAUAUCCAUUGUUGCUAACGAUACAAAAACAUGAUUUUAUAUCAGCUAAUUUUAACCCCCAUUUCUUCCACAGCAGUUAACCCUGCCAUCUCUGCAGCGUGUUUAGGGUCUGCAUGAUCUAAGCCUGUAAUCCAGUGUAGAUCUGCUCUGGGACUGAACCAGCACGCAUCAUUUUUGCCUUUUUCACAAAGCCACAAAGAAAACUGAUGAGUCCCAUUUAACCCUGCAGCUCAACUUCCCCCUCUCUGGCUUUGUGUCUCAUUUAAUCUGAAACCACAUUUGACCGAUCAGACAGAGAUUUUGAAGUCUAGACUUUGAGUUUUCAUUGGCGCAUGGAGAGAGAGGGAAAAACAAAAAGACUUGCUGUGAAAAAAAAGAUACUGUCAUUUUGUAAUUUUUGUUUCGUUUUGUUUUCCGUGUGACUCUGGCAACAUUUGUCGAUCAGUCAACAUCCCAAAAAAUGCUGGUAAGUCGACCUUGAUAACGGCCACUUGAUUGAUGCACUGUUGUGAUCUCUUUUUUUAUUCGUUUGUUUCAUUCCUUUUUUAAUCCAUUGUUUUAUUUGACCAAUAAGCUGGCUGUCACUUGUUAAUUGCACAUCAUGGACCUGGGUGUACGGGUCACUCAUGUAUCCUACCCUGAUGCUCCUCUGUGUGUGUGUGUGUGUGUGCGAGUGUGUGUGUAUGCGUGAGUGAGUGAGUUGGGUUGGUGUCAUGGUGACGAGUCAUCUAUAUGGAUUUGGAGGAGCUCAUAAUGUCCACUGCCUGCUCUCUUCGGCGUCUGUCCUCUCCUCGCACACUCACCCACACACUUCUCCAACUUUCAAUCACUCGCUCCUCAGUCAGUCUCUGAUUUUGGCUUUUUGUUUUUUUUAUUAAUCAUUGGUUUCUUUUUUGAUGGUCACUCAUGCAUGCCCUGAAGGCCUGCCCCCUCUGCAUUUUGUCAAGCGAAUCCUGAAUAUGUGUCUGUGAAAUUUCUGUGUCUAAUGUUCGCACCAGAUCAGUUGUUAUGCAGUAAUGAAUGGACGACAUUUUCCACCUGUCAUUGUAGUCGUGCUAUGCAACCCUCCGAGUAAUGACUCAUGACUGCUUGUUGUCAUCCCACGCUGAAUGAUGCCUCUGUGAUUGGACUCACCGUUCAUCUGAUUUUAACGCUGUGGCUUGAGAACUAACCGUUUGUUAUAUGGUUAACAUUAACACACCACUGCAUGGAGACUGAAAAGAAUGAUACUGCUGCUUAAUAUGAUUGUGUGCUUUACCUGAGUUCGACUUGGACGGAGAACAAACGCUACUAAAAUUGGAUUUGCAGCUUUGCUUAGACUAACACGUCUGUCAUUCUUUUAAUUAGACUGUUUGAUUUAGCUUGCAGAGCUGCUUUCUCAAACACUCGGCCUGCUUUUUGUAGCUUCCUUGCAUCCUGUUAUGGUUGGGGUUCGAUUGCAUCUUACUGAAUCUGAUUUUAACUCCUAAAAAAAAUUAAUUACUGAUAUUUAUGAACAAAAACUCCAAGAUCUUAUUAUAUUUUGUUUUCCUUUUGGCUAAGUGGUUAUCUAAGAGAAAUGAGGCUGUCAACACCCAACUGUAACUUCUAUUCUGCCAUUUUGAAUUUAACAGUCUAACAGUUUCAAUAGCCAUCCUUUCUUAUCAUCUAACAUAAAUUUUAAUUUGUACUCCUAAAACUAAGAGGUAAAGUCUAGAUUUUGUGGCGGUAGAUGUGUAACAAGGUUGAACUCCCUGUUGUUUCUUACCGGGGUCAGACAGAAGAUCAGCAGCCAAUGAAUUUUGUCGCUGGGUUUGCCCUCAGACUCUUAUUGACCCUUUGCAUCAUCAUCAUCAUAUCUGCCGUUCAUCUGCAACUCACAGAGCCUAGCCUGCACACUGCUUCUGGCCCUAAUCAGCCGCUUGCUCCUGUGGCCACCGGAGGCAGUGCACACUACGCCAGUCGGCGAUCUGUGUCUGCUAACAACCUGUCUUCUCUUACAGUCCACGCCGCUUCACCUGGCCGCAGGCUACAACCGCGUCCGCAUCGUUCAGCUGCUCCUCCAACACGGAGCCGAUGUUCACGCCAAGGACAAAGGGUGAGACUCUGCUUAGAAAUAAUAAAGAGAAGUCAUUGUUGUCAUUCAGUUAUCGUUUUUGACACUAACCUGAGGGUCCUGUCCCUGCAGAGGUCUAGUCCCUCUUCACAACGCCUGCUCCUACGGUCACUUUGAGGUCACUGAGCUCCUGCUGAAAGUAUGUACUCCUCUUCUUCACUAAAGUUAACACUCUUAGAGUCGAUAAAUGUGUCAGAGUGAUUAUCCAUCACGGUUAGAAAUCUGGUGUCUUACAUGUUUCUCUCUGAUGUGGUUUUCUCUCUUCAGCACGGGGCCUGUGUUAACGCCAUGGACCUGUGGCAGUUCACUCCUCUACAUGAGGCAGCAUCCAAAAACCGAGUCGAGGUCUGUUCCCUGCUGCUGAGCCACGGGGCCGACCCCACUCUGCUCAACUGUCACAGUAAGAGUGCUGUGGACAUGGCCCCCACUCCAGAGCUCAAAGAGAGACUCACCUGUGAGUUCAGAAGUCGACUCCAGACUCCUACAAACAUAAUCAUGGCAUGAGACGUAACUUGGAUUUACCUGUCGUUCUUCUUCUCCAUGCAGAUGAGUUCAAAGGUCACUCACUGCUGCAGGCAGCCCGGGAGGCAGACAUGGCCAAAGUGAAGAAGACGUUGGCUCUGGAGAUCAUCAGCUUCAAACAUCCUCAGACCAAUGAAACAGCUCUGGUUAGAAUCGAUCAUUGGUCACAGUUUCUAUUUAAUAUAUAUUUUUUAAUCCACUCAGUGAAAUAACUGUGUGAUAAGGGAGAAACAGGAUCGUUAACUUAUUUGACUUAUUUUGUGUAACUCAGCACUGUGCUGUGGCCUCCCCACACCCCAAGAGGAAGCAGGUGACCGAGUUGCUUCUACGUAAAGGAGCGAAUAUCAACGAGAAGAACAAAGAGUGAGUCGUGUUGUUUUUACUCCUAAUGUGACUUUUUAAAGAGGAUACCUUCAUUAAAAACACGUUUAAAAAGCAGCAAAGAGGAAAAGUUUGAGGUUUAACUUAAUGCAACUUGUUUUGUCUUCUAGCUUUAUGACGCCCUUGCACGUUGCUGCUGAAAGAGCUCACAAUGAUAUCCUGGAGGUGUUGCAGAAACAUGGAGCAAAGGUCUGUGAUUUACAUUUACAUAGAGGGGAAUUAGAUAAACCUGCUGGCUCAAAGUAUUUGGCACUAAAACAUGACUUCACCCCCUCCAACUCCAGGUCAAUGCAGUGGACACCCUCGGUCAGACGGCCCUUCAUAGAGCGGCGCUGGCCGGUCACAUUCAGACCUGCAAACUGCUGCUGAGUUACGGAGCCGACCCCUCCAUCGUGUCUCUGCAGGGUUUCACCGCCGCACAAAUGGGCAAUGAGGCUGUGCAGCAGAUUCUUAACGGUAAUCAGAGCAACAUUUCUGUCUCAUUUUGUAAAUGCUGAGGUUUGUUGUUUUUUUUUUUCAUCAGUGUGAGACUCAAACCACUUCACAGGGCUGUGAAACAUGCCUAUCUCUUGGGGACAUCGGGCGUCAACAUAAGGCUCUUUAUAAACUCUCUCCCAACUAGAUUAGACUCAGAUCAUGGGAUUCCACUUGACGUAUGGGAGUCAUGUUUAUUUUGCUUUGUGUCCAUUUCCCAGAAAAUGUUCCCACGCGUAACUCUGACGUGGACUACAGAUUUCUGGAGGCGGCCAAAGCGGGGGAUCUGGACACAGUGCAAGUAAGUUUACUGCCUUACUCUAGUUUCUGUAGGUUUGAGUUAAGUUAAGAGUUUCGUACUAUUUUCAUAAACUGCUUGAUGUAGCUAAUAAUCUCUUUGUUUCUGUGUAUGGCAGCAACUCUGCACCCCUCAGAAUGUGAACUGCCGGGACCUGGAGGGCCGUCACUCCACUCCCCUCCAUUUUGCAGCUGGUUACAACAGAGUGGCGGUGGUUGAGUAUCUGCUGCACCACGGCGCUGACGUCCAUGCUAAGGACAAGGGGUGAGUUCAUCUUCAAAUGAGUGAUUUUUGUAGGUUAUUCACACAAAAAGAAACUUUGUCCAAGCCAUGAAUGUACAGUAGAUGAAAAGUUCUUCAUCUUGUGUCUCUCCUCCUGCAGAGGUUUAGUUCCCCUCCACAACGCUUGCUCCUACGGUCACUAUGAAGUGGCAGAGCUGCUGGUCAGACACGGCGCUUCAGUCAAUGUGGCUGAUCUGUGGAAAUUCACCCCACUUCACGAGGCUGCAGCCAAAGGAAAAUAUGAGAUCUGCAAACUGUUACUCAAGGUGAUGACCAGUUAAUUGUCUCCUUUCACAAUAAGAGUCUUUAAUCGAUUUAAAAUGAGUCAUUUUUUAUUGUAAUUAGAGGCAGAGUAGAUCACUUACAAAGACAUUUUUUUAUUAUUUAGCAUGGAGCUGAUCCGUCUAAGAAGAACCGUGAUGGCAACAUGCCUCUGGACAUGGUGAAAGACGGAGACACGGACAUCCAAGACCUGCUGAGGGGGGACGCCGCCCUGCUGGACGCCGCAAAGAAGGGCUGCCUGGCUCGAGUGCAGAAACUCUGCUCUCCAGAAAACAUCAACUGCAGAGACACGCAGGGACGCAACUCCACACCGCUCCACCUCGCAGGUAAAUCAUAAAACCUCUGAUUUCUUAUAUUAUGUUUCUGCUUUAGUUAGUUUUCUUAUUGAUAUAAAUGUCUUCUAUUUUGAUGCUUCUACCCUUCAGCUGGCUACAACAACCUGGAGGUGGCCGAGUAUCUGCUGGAGCACGGGGCUGAUGUCAAUGCGCAGGACAAAGGAGGCCUUAUUCCUCUCCAUAAUGCUGCUUCUUAUGGGGUCAGUCCGCACAGCAUCAAAAACAAAUCGCUCACAGAUAUUUAUGCAGUUGCUCUUUCAAACACCAUUAAAUUCCAUGAAGUGGUUUCUGUGUGAUUUCACCGAACAAAGAUGUCCCACAGCCUCACCCUCUGUUGACUCUCCUCUUGCAGCAUGUGGACAUUGCCGCCCUACUGAUCAAGUACAACACGUGUGUGAACGCCACAGACAAAUGGGCUUUCACUCCGCUCCACGAGGCCGCCCAAAAGGGUCGCACACAGCUUUGUGCGCUGCUGUUGGCUCACGGAGCUGACCCCACCAUGAAGAACCAGGAAGGGCAGACGGCUUUGGAUCUGGCUACGGUAACAAACACACGACAAAUAAUUAGGAAUAAUAAACACACAUCAGUUCCUUCUCUUUGGUGGAGUGAAUCUGCUGGAACACGAAUCCGGCCCCUUUCUAAACUCACAAUUCCUCCAUCUUUCCCGCAGGCUGAUGACAUCCGAGCCCUGCUGAUGGACGCCAUGCCACCAGACGCUCUCCCCAGCUGCUUCAAGCCCCAGGCCACAGUGGUCAGUGCCUCAGUCAUUUCCCCCGCCUCCACGCCAUCCUGUCUGUCAGCCGCCAGCAGCAUAGACAACCUGGCAGGGCCGCUCACAGAGCUGGCCGCUGCCGCCGCCGCCGGGACCUCCGGAGUGGCAGAUGGAGCCUCAGGCACCGAGCGCAAGGAAGGAGAGAGUGAGUUUGUUGUUGACAAAACUGAACACUGCUGAAGUCAGUGAACAAAGUCAAUAUGUGAUUUUUGAGAAUUGCAGGGUUCCUUGUGAGGAAAGUAUGCAUGAACUUUUUGAAAUGGUCCAUUUUUGAGGCUUUCUCGAGAGGUUAGGAACGUUGCAGCAGUCGCAGGCUCAAUUCUUGGCCAAGACCCUCUCUGCUCGUCCUUCCCUCACUCUCUCUUUCCCACAUUCCAGCCUGUCUUUAGCUGUCCUAUCUGAUAGAAGCAGAAAUGCCCAACAAGAUCUGUUUAACACUGUCACCUCUUUCUUUUCCAGUGGCGAUGCUGGACAUGAAUAUCAGUCAGUUCCUAAAGAGCCUGGGUCUGGAGCACCUGAGGGACAUCUUUGAGAGGGAGCAGGUAAGAAAUAGCCAGUUAAGCCACAAUUUGGUGUUAAGGAGGGAAUUCACUAAGAUGAAACCUGUACACUCCUUAAAUCGGUUGUAUUUCCCUUCCUUCAGAUCACCCUGGAUGUGCUGGCUGACAUGGGUCACGAGGAGCUGAAGGAGAUUGGAAUUAACGCCUACGGCCACCGACACAAGCUGAUCAAGGGUGUUGAGAGGCUUUUGGGCGGCCAGCAAGGUGUGGAGGCGUCUUUUCUUCCUCUCCCAGGAGAAGAUUAGCGGCGUGCUGUGCUGACUGCAACAUUUCUAACAGAGUUUUCAGAGUGGACUGAUAGACCACAAAAAUAACCAUUUCUAAUGUUUUUCAGGUGCCAACCCAUACCUGACAUUCCACUGUGCCAAUCAGGGCACCAUCCUGAUCGACCUCGCCCCAGAUGACAAGGAGUACCAGUCUGUGGAAGAGGAGGUGAGUCCAGUUCAGUCCAGUUCACUACCUGUGCUGGCCCUCUUGAGGUUUACAAAUCUUCUUUAAAUGAACGAUACGAUAGAAGAAAGUGUCGACACUUGAUGCAGCAGACGUUUGCAGACCGUUUGACAACAGUGAGUCAUAGAUAGUAAACAGCUGUGUCUUCGCUUCGUCCCCUCAGAUGCAGAGCACCAUCAGAGAGCACAGAGACGGAGGAAACGCCGGCGGUGUCUUCAGCAGAUACAACAUCAUCAAGGUAUGACUCAGAAAUCAGAAACCACUAAACUCGUCUUACUACAGCUUUGAGGAGGAGCGUUUGUUUUCUUUGGCCUGUGACUAAAGUAAUGUGAGUGGCUCAAACUUUGCUUCGCAGAUUCAGAAGGUGGUUAACAAGAAGCUGAGGGAGCGUUACACCCACCGGCAGAAAGAGAUAGCAGACGAGAACCACAACCACCACAACGAGCGGAUGUUGUUCCAUGGUAACCACACUCACUGUUGCUCAAUCUUUCUGUGUGUUGACUUCAGGCAGCAUUGGCGUCUCACUCGAGUCUAGUUCUGUGAACAGCUUUAAGAUACCUCCAUUAUCUGUUUUUGAUCAUGUGAAGCAUCGUUGUCUGUAACUAUCAUAACAUCAUUUUACCGCUGCGGUCACGCCCUCCCCCAGGCUCCCCGUUCAUCAACGCCAUCAUCCACAAAGGCUUCGAUGAGCGUCACGCCUACAUCGGAGGAAUGUUUGGAGCUGGAAUCUACUUCGCGGAGAAUUCCUCAAAGAGCAAUCAGUACGUUUACGGCAUCGGUGGAGGCACGGGCUGCCCUACGCACAAAGACAGAUCCUGCUACCUGUGCCACAGGUAACUCCCAGAACAACACUCAGAAAUGACCUGCAAGAAGCACUUUAGACUGCUCUGCUGUUGUAGUAACACUCUACACACCAAAUUGACAUUGUUUACUGGCAUUGUGAUAAAGUUUUAAAUGAAUUAUGCUUAAUUUUGGCUCUUCAUUGUUUUAUCUUUAGACAAGUUUCCUUUAAAUGUUGGAGAAGUUAGUCGUUCAGGAACAUCCCUCAAAAGAAAAAGUGUGUGUGUGUCAUGUUGUCUAAAAAGUGUGUGACCAUAUCGCUCCUGUGUGCGUUCACAGGCAGAUGCUCUUCUGCAGAGUUACUCUUGGGAAGUCCUUCCUACAGUUCAGUGCCAUGAAGAUGGCCCACGCCCCACCAGGACACCACUCAGUGAUCGGGCGGCCCAGUGUAAACGGUCUGGCCUACGCUGAAUACGUCAUCUACAGAGGAGAGCAGGUAAACAGACACUGCGGCAUCACGGGAAAUGUUUCUUCCAAGUCAUCUGCUGCGUAGCUUUGGCUGACGUCUCUCUGUGUUCUCCUUCAGGCUUACCCGGAGUACCUCAUCACCUACCAGAUCCUUAAACCGGAGAGCGCGGCCCAGUCUGCUGCAGGAGCUGAGCAGAAGUCGUAG